AUUAACACGGAAUAUUGACGAAUUUACCUGGAGACGUAUCUCUUUACAUAAUCCCUCUACUGUCCGACUUCCAUCUGCUCAAGGAGAGAUACUUUAUGGAAUAUAGGGCUACAAAGGUCAUGAUGACAUAGCUGUCGGCUACGUUCCUGUCCACAAGGUGUUGCUAGGGACACAUGUUACCAGUGGCAACCAAAUUAUUGUUACCAGGGUAACUUGUCACCAUGGAGAUUCCAAGUCACAUUGUUGCUCCAGAAGGGAUAGAGUUGAAGCAGUCUGAGGUUGAUACUUCUCAGAUAGGAGUAUGGUGUGUGGCACCUAUCCCCAAGGGAACCAUCUUCGGACCCUUUGUGGGGGAGAUCGUGUAUGAACACAAAGACAAAAAGAUUGAUUACAGAUUCGCUUGGGAGGUGUUUGACCUUGAGAAGAACGAACUGUCUCACAUAGUCAAUGCCACAGACCCUAUGAAGGGAAACUGGAUGCGUUAUGUCAACUGUGCCCGCUUCCUGGAGGAACAGAACAUCGUAUCAGUCCAGGAUAACGGUCAAGUCUUCUACAAGGCAAUCCAGGAUGUAGACACAUAUGAGGAGUUGCUCACCUGGUUUCAACCGUUCAAGAAGCGACGACGACGCAGGAAGAAUGCUAGUGUCGACGAUAAAUCUCCAGAUGCUGCUGUCCCAGUCAAAACAAAAUCUCAACCAAAGGUCAAAACUCCAUCUAAGGUCAAAUCUGUUGCUUUGGAAACAGAAUUACCAAGCACAAAAUCAUCCUCAUCCAAAAUCACGAAGGAAGCAACAUCAGCAGAAUCAGCCACAGCAUCAUCUGCCAUGGCAGCAAAACCCGUAACCAUGGCAACAGGAUCAGCACCUGUGACAACCACUGUGUCCACAGGGAACUACAUAGAUUCGCCGGUAGAGAUUCUGGACACGAAGAGACAACGAAAGAAGAAAAAAUUAUUUGAUGAGGAGAUACUUCUGACAGACCUUGUUUUCAAAAAGAAGAGACGACGGCGCAGCAAGGAAGAAAUGGAAAGAGACGCAAUCGAGGCUGCCCUAAAUGCCCAAAAUAAAGGCAAACGGAAACGGGGAAGGAAAAAGAAAUCAGAAAUGAUAGUCAAGGAAGAAAUUCCUCCAGAGCUCCGAGGGGAUGAUGAAGAACAUGGAGGCAGGGAAGGCAGUCCAAUGAAGGCCUCACCUGUUCUGGAAAAUCUGGAGGAGGUAGAAGGAAACACAGUAGACAGCUUGGAAAAGUCGUGGACCUAUCCUGCUAAACAUCACGAAUACCUGUUUUCACUUCGUCCGCACUUUGGCACCACACAAAAUGGCCGACGUGUCUAUAGAUGCGACGUCUGCUCAGGUGUGUAUAAACACACGUUCAGUUUGAAGCGACACUACCUCCGUAACCACGUCAACUGUCGCUACCUCAGCCGUGCUGACAUCACAAACUGCAUGAUUCUUAUUGGUCAACAGCAGCUCGCGAUUCUCAAAUCAAAUGAGAAAGACCUACUCCAGAAAAUCGACGAAACAUUGGUCCAGACUUCUAACGAAGAUGAAUCAAAUGAUACACAAAGAUCUGAUAAUGAGUCACUGGAUAAAAAAGAGGAAGUUAGCGAUUCGGGCUCAAAGGAAAAUGAAAUGGAGGUAGAUAUUGACAGCAGUAAAACUGAUGCUUCAAAGAUUCAGUCCAGUACAAAUUCCACAGAGAAGGACUUACACGAUUCUCAGAAGGAACAGAUAUCAGAAUCGAGCACAGAAGUCAAAAUCAAAGAGGAAAAUUUAACGGAGGAAUCACCAGACGAUGAAAUGCAAUCAGCUUCCGAUAAACCAUUACCAUCGAAGGCGGGACUUUACAAGUGCAACAUAUGUUAUAAACUGUUUGAUGAAAUUGAGGCCCUGAAAUUGCACACACAAGACCAUCCCAAGGUUCUUGAUGUAAAAGGCUUUUCGUGCGAUCGCUGUCACAUGCGAUUCACAUACAAACAAAACCUAGUACGUCACCAGAUGGUCCACGAAGGCGAAACCGAACGGCUGGCCAAGUCUUCGCCAACAACACCAGUUAAGACAAAGUCAAAACUUGUGGAGAAGAAAGUGCCAGUUGUUGGGAAGCCUUUCAAGUGUCCUCGAUGUCCCAUGAAGUUCAAAUACACUACAAACUUGGAACGCCACGAGGCCUUGCAUUUUGCUGACCGCUCGUUCAUUUGUUCCUACUGCGGUAAAGGAUUUCCUUCUGCCACGAACAUGAAGAAACACGAACAUAUACAUCUAGGUAGUCGUGUACCGUGUAAAUACUGCACAGCCGUCUUUGUCCAUGUCGGAAGUCUUCGGAAACACAUUCGCCUGGAACACCCAGAUAUUCAUCGCCAGCGCCUCCUUAAAUUGUUAGAGAAACGAGGAAAGCUUGGAGCAAAAGCUGCACGUACCCUUCAGGAAAGCUACAACAAAGAGGCUUCAUCGGAUCUCCGGGAAAAGCUUCCUGGGUCUUCACAAGUUGUUCAACGUAUGAAAAUAACGAAGGAAGGAAAAGUGCCUGUCAGAGAGGAAUCCGACUCAAAAUUUAAAUUCCAAUGUUUGAUUUGCAAAAAGAGAUUCUCAGCCUACGUUAAUAUGUGUCGUCACAGACGACUGGCUCACAAGGACAACAGUAAGAUACCAAGAUUUACUCAAAGUGAAAGCACCGUUACUGAAAGGUCAGUGUCGACGAGCCCAGUGAAGCCAAAACGUCAACCGUCAAGAUUGAGGAUACUUAUGGGCAGUCCCAAGAGAGAUGAGGAACCAAUCAUGUUUGAGACUGCCAAUGAUCCAAUCGAUAACUCUCCUGAAGCGAAUGUGAGUUUUUAUGCAAAUGUUGCCGCAAACGUCGCCGAAAAUCUCACCAGUUACAUUGAUGGUGGGGUAGACUCAAUGGCCCAUUUCAAACAACACAUCAGAAUCAAGGAUUAUGAUUCCGUUUUUACCACGGUAAAGGAGGAAGUAUUGGAGGAAACAGAAAAGUCUGAUGACAAGGAGGAAUUUCAAUGGGAAAAGUUCAAUUUUCCUAAAAACUAUGACCCAAAAGUGAUAUCAGAUAAUUUUGUGGACCUUACAGAGUUAGCUCCCUUAGAAAAGGGAGAUAAGUCUGAUCAAGUUACAGAUGAAAUUUCAUACAGCAAUAAAGUGCCGGCUUUCUGUACACGACGCAGGACGUCAAGGGAAGGAUUGUCAUCUGCAGAAAGUUCACGAGAUGGACUCGAAAGUGGACAUUUCGGACAAAAGGAACAUCAGCCUCAGAAUGAAACAAAAAAGGAAUUCAAAACAGAACCAAAAAAUGACAAAGAAGACAAAAAGAAUGAUACGUUGGAUGAAAAAGUGAACAACUUGGAUGGCAAACCUAGUGACAAAGCAGACAAAAAGGAUGAUAUAUUGGAUGAGAAAGUGAACAACUUGGAUGGCAAACCUGGUGACAAAGCAGACAAAAAGGAUGAUAUAGUGGAUGAGAAAGUGAACAACUCGGAUGACAAACCUGGUGACAAAGCAGACAAAAAGGAUGAUAUAUUGGAUGAAAAAGUGAACAACUUGGAUGGCAAACCUGGUGACAAAGCAGACAAAAAGGAUGAUAUAUUGGAUGAGAAAGUGAACAACUCGGAUGGCAAAACUGGUGACAAAGCAGAUGAAAAAGAAUAUAAAUUGGAUAACACUAAUGACAAUGGGGAUGACAAGGAGGAUAAAAUAGAGAACAAUACACAUGAUAAAGAGGAAAGUUCAUAUGAGAAUGUGGUAGAGUCUAAACAAGUGUUAAAACUACCUCUGAUGUUGAUGAGGUCAAAGGUGACCGUGGAUAAAAGUGAUGAAGAUUCAGAGAGCUAUUACAAGGAUGUAAGUGAUAAAAGCGAAAUCAAGGAUGGUGAUGACCAAAGUGACCUCGGGGAUGAUGGUAAAGACUCUAAGCAAUCAUGUCUUAUACAGGCAAACAGUGAAGUGCCAGAAUCAAAUUCUGAGUCAUCAGGAAGCUUGUCAUCAGCAGAACAAACACAGUCAAAGGAAGAUAAUGGAAAUUUGAACAUUAAUCCAGUAGGAGAUAAUGUUAUUCUACAUGACACAGACUCAUUUGAGAAUAAAACGGGAGCUGAGAAGCGACUGGGGAAUUUUGAAGUCACAUCUGUUAAAUUAGAGAACGUCAAUGGAAGGGAAGAUACUCUCGUAACAGUUAACACAGAGGAUCAAAUGCAAGAUGAUAACACUGAUAAUGACAGUUUAAAAAUAGAUAGUGGGCAUCCUCUGCAAAACGACGGAGAUUGCCAUGGAAACAAAGGAUUGGACACUGUCUCGGAAAAUGUGAAAAUUGGAAAUUCUACGCAAAAGAAUGAAUCAGAAUCAGUAAAUAAGGAGACACUUGAAGACAAAAUUGGCGAAGCCAUGGAUUCCAACUCAAGUUUACUGAUAUCCAAUGUUGUUAGUGGUGCGGACGUGGCCGAGCUUUGGUGUCACGAGACGCUCAGCAACAGUAGUCCAGACAAUCAUAACAAUGUUGACUUGAACAGAAAUAACAACAACACUAGUGAUUUGAACAAGUGUCAGCAGGACGACAACGGGGACAACAGUGGGAACAGCAGUCCGGGUGUGUAUAAUCCUCCGCUUUCAUCCGAUUCCGAGUCUGAACUUGACCUUGGUAACUGCAGAGGUGCUGUUUCGGCAACACAACUUAUCCGAGGUCUCAACUUGGCCAAGGCACAACAGAAUUGGCAGGAAAACAACAAUAUUGGUUUGCAGGAUGAUAGAAUGAUUUCUGCAGAACGUAUUUACCGCAGUCUUCUCAAACUCAAAGAGGAACCAGACCAAUCGCCACAGCGUAGUCCACUGCACAAUUUUGAUUCCAUAGCAUUUGGAAAUUUUGGGAAACGAGCGCACGUUUGUUCAGUGUGCAAGCGACAUUUUGCUGAUAACGAGGCUGUGUUGAGGCACCAGUGGAAGAAACACCCCCUCGUGGCCUGCCAUGCACUAGAGAUUGAAGAUGGUCAUGAUAUUGAGUAUUUGUACUACACGCAGCCAAGCAAUGUUGGAAUCCUGGGUGCAUGUGGCAAGGCACUGGAGAAGAUCAGUGAGCGUAAUUCUUACACCUGUACGAGGUGUAACGGCAGUUUCAAAAACAUUGAUCGGCUGCAUAUUCACAUUAUGAACUGCGCCCCAAAACCAGCCAUGGCAUCAGAGACACUAGACAAGUUGCCAGGAAAACGUAGGAGAAAAUUUCCAAAGAAAUUUAUCGGAAUGGAUCUUGAGUCAAAUGAGGCAGAGCAGAAAGAGCGUGAUGAACUUGAACAACUCAGCAGAAACUACAUUGCAAAAUUGAAAGCUCAGAAAAAAAUAUUCAUGGGAUGCAGGAAACGUAAGCUGAUUGAUGUGCCAAUAGGUGAAACUUCCAACGAUACCAAGAUGAGGCGUCGUCGUAGUUACGAGAUUGGAUACAUCCCUGGUAACCAUGUACGGAGGCGAGAAAUGACUGAGCUUCUUGAUACACAUCAAUGUAAAGGAUGUGGGGUGAAGUUCAAGUCCAUUUCCCUCUUAGAGCGACAUGUACGUAAAUGUGAUGGCAAAGAAAAGUUCAAAGACCUAAAGGUCAUGAAGUCCACUGUGAAUGAAAGUUUUCACAAGAAGCACAAACAGACCUGCCUUUACUGCCAGCGAGGCUUUGCGUACCCCAAAACAUUGAUGAAUCACUACCGGGCUUUCUGUAUCGUGAAAAAGGACAAACUUAUCAAGGGUACGUUAACUGAAGCUGAACGCAUCGAAGAAACCGAGAUGAUAGUGAGGCUCAAACAACAGGAUGAGGAUCGGAAUGAGGCUGUAUCUGUGCAUCAUAUGGAGGAAGUUGAAGGUCACAGGAAAGGAUGGCCGAAGGGUCUCAAGAGAAAAUCACGACGCAAAAACCACUGCUGGACAUACAUAAAGAAACGCAAGUCAUCGAACGAUGCACUUGACAACGAUGAUGAUGUAUCAGAAACAGCUUCUCAAAUGUCUUCAGACUCCCCGUCAAAAUCUGGAGAUUCGUUAUCUCCAAAAUCUGAACCUUCUCCGUCACAAAAGUCACUGGAACCCAUGAAACUGUUGGAUGAUUAUUCUAGCAAAUCAUUUCGGACAAAUGGUCCAAAUGAAGAAUAUGAGGAUACAUGUGCUUCAGCUGACCAGGAGGAGAGACCAAAAAAUCCUGUUAUGAUCAAAAUAGAGCCCCUUGAAAAUUUUAAUGCUGUGAUGACAGGAAGUGGCGAGGAAGAGAAGAAUCUAGAAGGAAACAAUCAGAAUGAUAGAUCGAGUGUUAGUCAGAAUGUCGGAAAUGUCGAGAAACUUGAGAAGCAGAAUGGGGAGGACACUUCCGCACAAGGGGCUAUGGCUCGUGUAGAUGGAAAUAAAGUUUUACAAGAUAUUUCUAAAUGUAAACUAGUCAAGUACAAUGUUGAUACAGUGUCUCCGGCAUCGGAUCGUCCCAUGCUGACUCUAAAACCGGUGAUAGAGGGGACGUUGUCUCCUAAAAAACAUCAAAACGGAUCUCCUUCCGCAGUCACACAAAGUGCAGAUUUAGGAUCAACCGUACACAAGUCACUCUGCACAUCUCCUGCAAAGAAAGUGAAAAAGAAAAAAAAUGAACAAGGAAAAGUGUCGCCGCCCAUGUGUGUGAUGAAAACUGACCGAGGUAUAUCUAGUCUUACAACAUCAUUACCAACAGUUUCCUCGCAGAAAAGUGGCUUUAAAUCUUCCUCAAUCAACACAGUCACUAGUCAGCAGACCAGUCUGCUUGCCACCGAUGUAAAAGUUCAGGGUGAUUCAGCCAUGGCCAAAUCUCCAAAAAAGCAAGGAAAGAAGUCGGUGGAUACAAUGUUGGUUACAAAACUUGAUUCUAAUGUUUCUAAAAAGAAAAACACAACAGACUUGUCAUUUAACGAAGCAAAGUGCAAAAAUAGUCCCAACAAGACCAAAGGGAUCACAUAUCCUGCUAAAAUGCUGCCAACAAACGCUGAAAAACGUGCCCCAGUUGUUCUGAAUUGUCCAGUUAUAUCAAGGGUGGUAAGGAAGGGAGAUUCGCCAAAAAGGUCUCGAAAAUCAAAAAAGGCUGAAUCUUCAAUGGCGAUAAAGGGAACUACCUCACAUCAAAACCACAGUCCUGCUUCUUCAACAGUCUCAGUCAGUCCAGAGGUGUCGAAGGAAUCUGGUUCUUCAGCAGUAUUGGUUGGACCAGAAUUACAAAGGGAAUACGGUUCUGCAACAGUGCUCAGUAAAACAAAGGCACCGAGGGAUUCUGUAGCUCAGAGGAAACUGAAGUCAUGCAAGGAUGAAAUCAUGGAAAAAGUUAGCAUUGAUCCUGUAAAAAUAUCUAGCAAAACAGAAUCGACAAGCGAAUCAAAAAAGAGGAAUUCAGCAAUUAUUUCUACUCAACCAAAACCUCCAUCAGAAGUUAGUCGGGAUUUGUUGCAGAAGUCGGCAAAGUUGAACAAUGGAUUUGAACCUCAAACCAUUGAAAACAAUAAGGAUAUGAACAGCAUUAAUUCAAAACCUCAAAAACUCAUCGUUCACUUAGGCUCAGAAAAAUUCUGUGUGACUCUACCUGACCCAGCGAUAUCUUCAGUUUUAAAUAACGCAUCUAAAACAACACAAAAAACUGUAAACAGGACUGGAGCCCAAUCUGACGGAAAUAUAGAGUCAAGGGAGACAACCAUUUCUUCUGAAGAAGUGAAAAAAGAGCAAAAUGCUAACACAAGUUAUGGGUCUAAUAAACUAACCAAAACUGCAACAACAGCAGGAUAUCAACAGAAAACAGCACCAAGUAUGGCAAUGGUUUCAGUAGAUUCUGGGAAAACCGGCAAAUCCAACAUACAGUGGCCAGUACGAAAAUCACAAACCCUAAUGGCGGAAAGAAGUUUGGACAAAAUUGACAGUCCUGAUGAAGCAACAGCUACACAAACUGGGAAAUUCAUGUCUCAUUGUGAUAAUAAAAAGGAGAGGAUCACCAACUUAGUUAAAAAAACUGUCAUUCAUAAGUCUGAGAAAAACAUUGAUAUGGAAACAAUUUACGAAUCGCUCAAAAAGCAACAAAAACCGACAAUGAAACAACAAAAACCCAAGCCUAAACAACAAAAAACAAAACAACAACAAUCAGAAAACACUUCACAGGAAACCAGGGAAACGACGGAAUCUGUCGGUAACGUUCCUACAAGGACCUUGCAAUUAAAGACUGGCAAUCACUUGAUCAGUGUAGAAAUUCCUCACACAAGUCCUCAACCAGUGAAUGCAUCAGGGGGAAGACUUAGUAACCAAUUGACUCCAAAUAGCGACACAAUUUCUGUGAUAAAUACGCAAGGAUUAAAAGCCAAAAAUACUUCCGUGUCCAGUACUAUUAUAAAUGUACCACAAAUACAGACGGAUACAACAGUCAAACCCCCACGGAAACGUCGCAAAACUGCUCCAAAAACCGAUGUUUCACCACCAGAAUCGAAAGCCACCGAAUGUGUUCAAAAUAGUGCUAGACUUUCCUUGUCACCUGACAAGAUGUCACAUGAUCAGGUGUCAAAGGUCAAUGUAUCGUCUGACAAAAUAUCUACAGACAAAUUGACAAAAGCCAUGACCUCGUCUGACGAGGUGUCAAAGGUCGGGAUGUCAACUGACACGACAUCCAAGGUCAGUAAGUUUAAUGGUUCUCUUGAUGAAUUUGACCCUCUUGCUCCCAUGAAUAACUUACUGCAACUUGCCUGCAUAGCUACUGAUGUUCUUAAGGCUGUUGCGGUUUCAUCUGAUGAAGAUGAAAAAACGCCUGUGUACAAAUCUACAACAAAUCCAUUCCAUUGUAAUUCUGUGGUGAAGAACUCGACCUCCCGGCCAGUUGUUCCUGUCUCCAGCCCUCAGCUUGUCACUCCCACCUUACCACAUAUUAUCCAGACAAUGUCUGAUAAUGUAACUAUGUCCCAACCUCCAAAAUUACCAAGUGCAUCUUUGAGUGUGAAGCCGGUGAAUUCAAAUUUAAAAGAACCCCAAACAAAUUUUGAUGCAUGUGGUUCAAAAACUGGAUUGACAGUCGUUCCCAUGUCUGUAAGACCAGCGAAAACCAGUCCAAGGAAGAAACGUGUAUCGCGCUCGCCAAUGAAAUUGGCAACGAGGGAGGAGCUUCUUAGCAAAUGUGGCCUAUCACCACACACCGACAUGUUCACCAAUACAGCACCUGGCAAGGGAGAUAAUCCAGAAUAGUGAUAAAGGGAGAUAACUCCAAAACUCCUACAUAAAUAAAACCUGGGGAGUGGGUGGGGUAAAUACGGAUGGAUGAUGACUGAGAAAUAUAUUAUGAGGUAUGGGAAAUAUCCUUGAAUUUUCAAUUAUUUGCAUAACAAAAAUUUGAAUUGUGUUCAGCGUUGGUGUUUGAGUCUUCUAUAACUCUCAUAUCAAUGCGUUUAUUGUGUUCCAUAGUAUAUCUUUGAUUUACCUUUGAUAAAGUUUGUGACAUGAAUAGCAUCAGUAAAGUACACAUUUUUUAAAAACUCGUUAAGGGAACUUCUCAGACAUGUUUUAUAAGUACAUGGGGGGUGGAAAUGUUCACAUAAUUUCAGAAUUUAUUUGAAUUUGAUAUGAUAUUCAUGAAACAAGUUUGCAAUCUUGUAAAUAUUCUCAAUGACUGUUAAUUAUGAUUUAAACUUGUGAUCAUGUUUUCUAAAUAUCAUAUCAAAUGGAAAAAAGUUUGAGAUUCUCUUUACCACAUGAGGCCAGCUUAGAGCAUCAUGUCCUGAUUAAAAAAACCCAUCCAUAUCAAAUCUAACUCUGCAAUCUAUCCCACUAAUGUAUGGUGUCAUUUUGAAAUGAUGUAGCUUAAGCACAUUGUUACGAAUCAUUGAUACAGAAUCUUUCACGUCUGAUUCUUAUUAACUCAUUCACCCCUGAAGACACAUUUGAACUCUUCCAAUUCACAGGUUGGAAUAGUUCAUUAUGAAAUUUCAGGGUUGAAUGAGUUAUUUGGAUAUUUUCCAGAGUUAAGGUAGAGAGUCCCAGUGCUCUGUGCGAUAUCUCCAAAAAAUGAAGCGUUCCGAUUUGUUUGGCAUUUUUUUUUCUUAAAAUACAUGCCCAGAUACUACAGCAAAGUGUUACUUACCAAAAGGUAUACAUUUAUCAUAAUUUCCCUACUCAUAAAAGAAUCUGUUGCCAAGAGGAUUCGAUCUCUGGACCUCUUGAUUAUAAGGCAGGGAGCUUAUAUAUAAUUAUCUACUGUUCUAUCUAUCAUGCUAUUGGUCCUGUUCAUGUUUUCCCACAAUAUUACCAGAAAAAAUGUUGAAUUGAACUCCUUAAAAAGGCCUAGAACUUAUAUAAUCACUGUCUUUGUAUCAUUGUAGAGAAAUAUCACAAAUUUAAAGGGAGAACUAUGUAUACGGUAGAAAAGUGAUGGGACUCUUUACCUAAGAAUGUUUAUCGAGUGAGAACUGUUGAGUAUUCUGUUCACUAUCUCACGGAAUAAGACUAUCUAAGUAUGUGACUUUCUCAAGAAUUUGUAAACCAUAUUUAGUGGGAUAGUUUGAAGUCUUUCCAAAAUCCGUGUAAAUAUUGCAUGUUUCAUAUGUAAAAUUGAACGCGAUAUAUUAUGGGAUGACGAAGUCAUUGGAUAAAGCUACAAGUACAUUCAAACCUGUUUAAAAAGACCACCUGCAAUAAGAGGCCACUUGAUUAAUUUCUCAAAGGUGUCUCUAAAAACAGGUUCGACUGUACUCUUACUUCCUGUGUAAAAAUGUAUGUGAUGCAUUAUGGGAUGAGAAAAUUUUAGUCAUUGGAUAAAGCUACAAGUACAUUCAAACCUGUUUAAAAAGACUACCUGCAAU
This is a messenger RNA of Mizuhopecten yessoensis (Yesso scallop), 10810 nucleotides long. RefSeq lists its product as uncharacterized. Gene Ontology annotation, molecular function: protein binding. NCBI's taxonomy places the organism in Eukaryota, Metazoa, Mollusca, Bivalvia, Pectinida, Pectinidae. Bases 222 to 9200 code for a protein of 2992 amino acids. The transcript has 7 exons. The record is from RefSeq and is a predicted model, not a curated record. Gene Ontology annotation, cellular component: nucleus.